This is a messenger RNA of Trematosphaeria pertusa, 1491 nucleotides long. RefSeq lists its product as uncharacterized. Bases 13 to 1491 code for a protein of 492 amino acids. Lineage: Eukaryota; Fungi; Ascomycota; Dothideomycetes; Pleosporales; Trematosphaeriaceae. The record is from RefSeq and is a predicted model, not a curated record. The transcript is spliced from 2 exons.
CACGAACCUGAAAUGGCGGAACCUCUCAGCAUCGUAGCGAGCAUUAUUGCGCUUGUAGAACUCUCGAACGGUGUCCUCCGGCAGACCCUCGAUAUAUAUACCGCUGGACGGGUCCAAGACUGGGAUCGUUGUACGGGGAUUUCCCUUCAGAUCGUCGAUCUCAAUUUCUCCCCAGGCAUCGGGUCGAGACUUGUAAGGAGCUUAUACGAAGACCAGAACACCACAGAAGCCACUACGGAUGCUCUCAACAAUCUUCCCCGGCAACCAGACGAUUCUUGUCGACUAUACAUCGAACACGGCUUGGAGUCACACGAUUGUUUUAGGGAGCAUGUCGAUCAGUUAGUCCGCAGAGACGGACCAGUGCGGCUGUUUCGAAGAUUCUUUGCAGAGACAAACCUGGCGGAGUCGAGCCUGGUGGCUGGGUCCUUGUUCAACUUUCGAGCUCGAUCUGGAGCAACACCAUGGUUGGAACCUGGUGUAUACAUUUUCGGUUAUCCCAGCUUCAUCUCGUUCAAAUCUGAAGUACCAAGAUACGGAGCCGUUCGCAAGAUUAUACCGGCGGAGCGAAUCAAUGAGGUACUUCGUGGAUUAGCUCGUGCAAUUGUUGAUGGAGACGAUUCUUACGACGAUAACAAGGCAAACAUCACGACUAGGCCAAUGCAGUUGCGAAUUGUGAUGUUGCGCAUCUGUCACGUCAUUCUGCUGAAUUAUGCGGGCUUCCUCUCAUCGGUCGAGCGACUUCAUAGCACGUUCUUGCAGCACCUCUCGGAUCCGGCGAAUACAACAAUCACUGCGACGUUGCUCCAGGUGAUCUCGAAAGAUUCCUACUUCUGGGAGCAGAUCCACCACAUCAUUACCAUCUUCGUUGCGGCUGUUGGAUCUUUGCUGGACAUAUCACACCUGCUCGACGACCUACCUCAGGUCAAGAAGUUCCAGGGACUCCUUCUAGAAAUCCGUGGUAUCUGUACGGAAGUUGAAAGGACGACCACAUCAAUAUCGAACCGCCUCGAGGGCCGGCUGAAGUUUAUCGAGAUUGGUCGGAGCUUUCAUGAGUCUUCCAGCGUUCGGCUUCUGAGUUUACUGGCUGUCAUAUUCCUCCCACUGUCACUUGCGUCUUCCCUUCUGAGUAUGUCCACUCGGUUUGCAGACCUGCACUAUCUGCUGUACGAUUUCUUUGGAGUGAUCGUGCUCCUAGGUACCGUCACUAUCACCAUAGUAAUCGUCUUGAAACUCCUAAGUCGCGCUUCUGAGAAAGUCGAGUCCAAGGUUACCUCUGAUACGGGCCGGAAAAUAGUCAAGCAGGGCAUCGUCUUCAUGGUAGUGGUUCCAUGGGGGCUUAUCCUAGCUUCAUUCUUAGUCGGCAUGAUCAAAGAUGUAGGCUUAGGAUUGAGGGUUCUCGGCUACGGUGCUGCUGGAAUAGUGGGUCUGGGAGCUGUGGCAGCUUGUACUGUUGGAUUGAUGGUAUUCUUUGGGCUUAUUCUCUCUUUUUGA